Molecule: messenger RNA, 1157 nt
Organism: Harpegnathos saltator (Jerdon's jumping ant)
Lineage: Eukaryota; Metazoa; Arthropoda; Insecta; Hymenoptera; Formicidae
Exons: 4
Coding region: 355-618 (87 amino acids)
Source: RefSeq, a predicted model, not a curated record
UUAAUUUAUGCUAUUAUUUUUAUUUAAUUUGUCAUUAUUCAUAGAUCACAAAUUCUCAUAUUCAUUAUUGCAACAUGCAAAAAAAGAGGCAAACGCAAAUAUGGGCAAGGAAAUAUCAAAUACAGGUUUAAAUAUUUUUAUCCUCUUUGUUAGUGACUUUCCGGUAUACACCAACGGUAACAUUAUCAAUGUUAUAAUUUUCCUCAGAACAAAACAGAGAAAAGAAUAUAACUAUUACAUAACAUUUGUGUUAUAUCACAUUUAUAUUAUUUGUUUGGAAAGAUCUUACUGAUCUGUUGCUGACCAUAAUAAAAAGUCAGGUAACAAUAGGAAGCAAUGGGAAUAUUAUGAGUAAUGCACGAAAUAUUCGGUACAAAACCAUGGAUAGAACCAUUAUCAACAGCUGGAUCAGAUGUCAAUAUCACAAAUAGUGAUACAGAAAAUGUAGAUCCUACAGUACCUAAGAGACGAAAAAAGAACCAUAUAAUCGAAGACUAUUUGGAUCAAAAUAUAAAACUGAAAGUGGAAAAAGAAAGAAAUGCUCAGAAAAGACACGAGGAAAAAAUGGCCCGCUCAGAUAAAAUUGAAGACAUAUUGUUAGAUAAAUCAGAAAAAUAGUAUAGAUAUCGUUAAUAUAAUAUAUCGUUGAUAUUCUAUAAUUCUAUUAUAUUAUAAUUUUAUUUGAUCGUUAUAACUUGAAUGAUAUUAGUAUUUUGCGUUUUUCUGAGUUUAUAUAAUUUUUGUUUUUGGGUUUAUAUGUAAUGUUUGCUUUCCAAUUUUGCAAAAUUUUUUGUUUUCUAUCUAAAGAUAUUAGUUGUAUGAAAUUGUGAUUAGUGAACUUUAAGUUUAUGAUAAAUAAUAAAUACUAUUAUUGCAAAAAAAGCACAAACAUUGUAAAGACUGUUAGAAGUAAUAGUAAAAAUAGACUAAUAUUCUUCGUUUUUAUAUUUUAAGUUGUAUAUGUACAAGUUGUAUAUGUACAUUUACAACGCACGCGCAUAUUUAUUAUUAUAUCCUAUUAUUAUGUUCUAUGAGAUAUUAAACGCUUUAAAUCCAUAAAAAUAAGGAAUAUCAAAAUUAUAAUUUUUGUUAAUUAUUUGAUUAAAAAUUACAAUUUUCAUUUUGUAAGUAAUACAUGAUUGCGUUACGUUUUUCAA